AUGCCGACGUAUCGAAGCUCGGACCUCGCGUUUUCAAAGUAUAACAACGCGCCCGGGACCGGGGGGUCGGGGGCGACGGCGACGAUCCCGCCGAACGGUGGGUACCCGUGGUACGAGGAGGAUGAGAGGUACGCGCCGGCGACGCGCGGGGAGGGAGGGGUGAGCUCGGAGUGGACGCCCAUGUACGAUCCGACGCGCGAGGAAUACUUGAAGGAUAAAGCCGAGGCCGUGGCGAAAGGGAUUCCGCUCGGGAGCUUCAUCGACGCGAAAGUGGCGGCGAUGAGAAAGCCGCCGAAGACGCUGCGUCUGCUCGUCACGAGCAUGCUGCACGUCGACUGCGAGUACGGAGGGCCGUUCUGGAUCGACGUCUCGGACACCACGCGCGUGAACGAGGUGAAAAAGCUCAUCGCGGAUAAAACUGGAGUCAUGCCGGGGCUCGUGCGCUUGGCGUACGCGGGGAAGAAGUUUGACGAUAACUCGCGAACGCUCGCGCAGAUGGGCGUUCGAUACUGGAACGCAAAGUUCCCGGAUUGGUCUCUGGUCAUCCUGCGCUGA
Messenger RNA from Ostreococcus lucimarinus CCE9901, 555 nucleotides. RefSeq lists its product with no specific name. The transcript has a single exon. Gene Ontology annotation, molecular function: protein binding. Bases 1 to 555 code for a protein of 184 amino acids. The record is from RefSeq and is a predicted model, not a curated record. Lineage: Eukaryota; Viridiplantae; Chlorophyta; Mamiellophyceae; Mamiellales; Bathycoccaceae.